AUGCGCAACGUUGGCUGUGCCAGCCGCGGGCUGUGUGCGUUGGUGCUUGUUGUUCUAUCUGUUUUGGUCAUGGGCACCGAGCGACCGUCCAUUACUGUGGAUUCCGAUGGAACCUUGUUAAUCAAUGCGACCAAUCGUGUCAUUGUAAACGGGGUGGAUGUCAUGGCGCACUCGACCGUCUUCAAGUUUCUCCUUCGCUCAAACCCGCAAAUGGUGACCCCUCAACGUGUCAUCUCAACGGAUGCAGAUGGCGCACAAGCAGUGUACGCAGCCGACCUGGAUAAUGAUGGACUCAUCGAUGUGCUCAGCGCCAGCUACCGCGAUAACAAAAUUGCGUGGUACCGCAACACCGGCAAUGGCAGCUUUUCUGACCAAAUUGUCAUUGGCAUUGCCGACAACUACGCGCGGUCAAUCCACGCUGCCGACUUUGACAAGGAUGGAUACGUGGACGUGCUCAUUGCUGCGGCCUACCAGGACAACAUUGCGUGGUAUCGCAACAAUGGCAAUGGUACUUUUUCCAAUCGACGCGUCAUCUCCACCUCUGCCAAUGGGGCGCGGCUAGUAUAUGCGGCUGAUCUCGACAAUGACGGCGACAUGGAUGUCCUCUGUGGCAGUGUUUACGACAACAAAGUUUCAUGGUACCGCAACAAUGGUGCCGGCGUCUUCUCCAACCAGCGCAUUAUUUCAAAUACCUUGAGGGAUGUACGCUCGGUAUACGCAGCCGACCUUGACAAGGAUGGUGACCUGGACGUCCUCAGCGCCAGCUCCCAAGAUGACAAGAUUGCAUGGCAUCGAAAUGACGGCACUGGCACUUUUAGCGCGCCGAUCAUCAUCAGCAACUCUGCAAUUGGAGCACGCUCGGUACAUGCAGCUGAUCUAGAUCAGGAUGGGCACGUUGACGUCUUGAGUGCUGCCGCAGCUGACAAUACGAUUGCCUGGUAUCGCAACAAUGGCGAUGCCACCUUCUCCGACCCGCGCAUCCUUUCGACCAACGCAAUGGGGGCGCGCGCGGUUUUUGCCGCUGAUCUGGAUCAAGACGGUUGGCUCGACGUCCUGAGUGCCAGCGAAGGGGACAAUAAGAUUGCCUGGCACCGUAACACGGGACAGGGCACUUUCUCAGCCCAGCUGAUUAUCAGUACGGCGGCACUCGAUGCGCACUCGGUGUUUGCUGCCGAUCUAAACCAGGACGGCAGUUUGGAUGUCCUGAGUGCCAGUCUCGGCGAUAACAAGGUGGCUUGGUAUCCCCUCGAUCCCCCACUACUCCGCGCUGUGGCUGAGACCAUGGCGUAACUGCUUAUCUACUUUACAUGUUAGACGCUGGCGGGCACAGCCGCUGUGGUCGCAUUGUGGCGACCGUGAACAUUGAACAUCGAGGCAUGAC
Monosiga brevicollis MX1 is the source of this 1381-nucleotide messenger RNA. RefSeq lists its product as uncharacterized. The transcript has a single exon. Bases 1 to 1290 code for a protein of 429 amino acids. Lineage: Eukaryota; Choanoflagellata; Craspedida; Salpingoecidae. The record is from RefSeq and is a predicted model, not a curated record.